ACGCCGCGUUGGCUUGGAGUAGGGAAAGUUUUUCUCUUUCCCCAUUCUGUUGUCGGGGAAAAUGUUUCAACCGAUUGUUUAAUUAACCUGAGCGCAAACCUGUAGAAAAAGGGAGGUAGCUAACGUUAGCUCCCUUACUGAUUAUUUGUGCAGAGACGGCGUAAGUAAGUAAUUGUAAAACCGGCUGUUUGGAAGUGUUCGCUGUUUGGCUAAAGAGUACGGCUAGCUGCAAACAGAUAGCUCGCAGAUAGAUAGCUACACAGCGCGAUCCCCCGCUAGCCCUCCGCUUUAAAUCCUCCUGGAUAGUUUGUGGGACAGAAAAAAAGAGCUGGCGAAAUGGCGGAAACCAAAAUAAUCUACCACAUUGACGAGGAGGAGACGCCGUAUUUGGUGAAGAUCCCUAAACCUGCAGAACAAAUCACGUUGUUGGAUUUUAAACAAGUAUUGAACAAACCCAACUAUAAGUUCUUCUUCAAAUCAAUGGAUCAGGAUUUUGGAGUGGUGAAGGAGGAGAUCUCGGAUGACACUGCUAAGCUUCCCUGCUUCAAUGGCAGAGUGGUGUCCUGGCUGGUGUCCUCAGACAGCCCCCUCCCAGAAACCCCAGCCCCCCCACCCGAGGUACGACCCGAGCCUUCCCCCCCACCUCCACCCCUCCCACCCCCUCCAGCAGAAAGAACCGGUGGCAUUGGAGACUCCAGACCCCCUUCGUUCCACCCCAACGCGGCCGGAAGCGUGGAGACCCUGGACGACCGCACCGAGACAGAGUCCGUGGUGUCAGUCCGGAGGGAGAGGCCUCGUCGCAGGGAGAGUAUGGAGCAGCACGGGCCGCGCGUGAACGGACAGAGCCGGCUAGAGCGCCACCUAGCGGGAUAUGAGAGCUCCUCCACCAUGAUGAGCAGCGAGCUAGAAACCACCAGCUUCUGCGACUCUGACGACGACGAUACCAUGAGCAGGUUCAGCGGCUCCACGGAGCAGAGCACAGCCUCUCGCUUGCUGAAGCGACACCGCAGACGCAGGAAACAGCGCCCCCCCAGGCUCGAACGGGCAUCCUCCUUCAGCAGUGUGACUGACUCCACCAUGUCCCUCAACAUCAUCACUGUCACGCUCAACAUGGAGAAGUACAACUUCCUGGGCAUCAGCAUCGUGGGCCAGAGCAACGAGAGGGGAGAUGGAGGCAUUUACAUCGGCUCCAUCAUGAAGGGCGGGGCCGUGGCUGCUGACGGGCGGAUAGAGCCGGGGGACAUGCUGCUGCAGGUGAAUGACAUCAACUUCGAGAACAUGAGCAACGAUGAUGCUGUCCGAGUACUGAGGGAGAUUGUACAUAAACCGGGACCCAUCAUCCUCACGGUGGCCAAGUGCUGGGACCCGUCUCCACAGGGAUACUUCACUCUUCCUCGCAAUGAGCCCAUCCGCCCGAUUGACCCGGCGCUGUGGGUCAGUCACUCCGUGGCCCUCGCAGGGGCGUACCACCCGUACCCUGGGAGCUCCGCCCUCAGCACCAUCACCUCCAACUCCUCCGUCACUGAAACCGAGCGCUUUGAUGACUUCAACCUGUCUCUGCACUCCGACAUGGCGUCGGUGGCCAAGGCCAUGGCGUCCCCGGAGUCCGGCCUGGAGGUCCGAGACAGGAUGUGGCUCAAAAUCACCAUCCCCAAUGCCUUCCUCGGAUCGGACGUAGUGGAUUGGCUGUACCACCAUGUCGAGGGUUUCCAGGACAGGCGGGAAGCGCGCAAGUACGCCAGCAACCUGCUGAAAGCUGGCUUCAUCCGCCACACCGUCAACAAGAUCACCUUCUCCGAGCAGUGCUACUACAUCUUCGGCGACUUCAGCGACUGUGAGAACUAUAUCGCUAACCUCUCUCUGAACGACAACGACGGGUCGAGCGGGGCGUCCGACCAGGACACUCUGGCCCCCCUCCCACUCCCAGGGGCGACACCCUGGCCGCUGAUGCACUCCUUCCCCUACCAGUACCCCCACCCUUACUCCAACCAGCCGCCCCCCUACCACGAGCUGUCCAGCUACAGCUACGCCCCCGGGAGCACGGGCAGCCAGCACAGCGAGGGGAGCCGGAGCAGCGGAUCCACGCGGAGCGAGGGGGAGAGACGGAGGGGCAGCAAGGGCGGGGGCAGCAGCUCGGGAGGAGGCGGGCGAGAGGAGAAGUCUCCGGUGGGGGGAGGAGGAGGCGGGGCGGACUCGCGAUCGGGCAGCGGCAGCGAAUCGGAUUACUCCACCCGCAGCAGCCUGAGGCGGGACCACGGUUCGGCCACGCCCAGCGAGCACAGCCACCUCAGCCAGCGCUCCCACCACCGCGCCCCGCCCCCGCACCUCCCCCCCUACCCCCCGGGGAUCCCGCUCCCUUACAACCCCAUGAUGCUCAUGAUGGUUCCCCAGCACCCCCACCCGCACCCCGGCCUGGGCCCCCCACACCCCCAGCACCCCACCAUGCCUCCCUCCGCCACUCCUGGGGGCCCGCCCGGAGCUCCGCCCACCCGCGACCUGGGCUCGGUGCCCCCCGAGCUCACUGCCUCCCGCCAGUCCUUCCACCUGGCCAUGGGAAACCCCAGCGAGUUCUUCGUGGACGUCAUGUAGUAAAAAUGCGGGAGAGGAAUGAGUCAGCUCCAGAGAGCUGAGGUUUUUCCUUUCAGGAUUUUCUUUGUAGAGGGCCUUCAUGUAAGGACAAACCUUCUGAAGCUUUUACCGUUUUACUAGCAUUCUCACUGCUUUCUCAUUUGACUUUUUUUUUUUUUUUUGACAAAGCCCCUUUUGUUGCAGGAGGGGUUUUGUUAGUCUCCAGGAUUUUCCAUGUGCCUUAUUUUACAAUCAGUCAGUAAUGUUACCAGUGAUGUGAUUUCUUACCUCAGUAAUUCCUUUAGGGCGAACAUCUAGAGCAAAAGCAGAAUCCUGGCCAGCGACACUCUGUAAGGCUGGGAUUCGAGCUGUUCGCCCUCGUUCCUCCCAGCUCAGGGAUGGGUUUCAUGACCCAAUCACAACAUAACCAUGGCAAUAAAUGUCCAACCAGAAAGCAUCAGAAAGCAUUUCAAAAUCGUAAUGCAAAAUGAUUUUUUAUUCCUGUUUGUACAAAUCACCUGUUAUGACUGGGAUUUCUUUGUCUGUCCAGUCUGUGAGCUUACUGAAUGUUUUUGCAUCGCUUUUACAUGAACUGGUGGUCCUUGGUUAUCAAACUGAUGUACAGUGUUCAGUGUCAGAAGUUGGUCUGCUGAUCUGAUAUGAACAUUGCGAACGCAAUCAACCAAAACUGUAUGAUGUGGUAGGAGCAUAUAAAUGCAUCCCUGGAAGGAAGGUUGUCAAACCACGGAAGGGGCGUUAGG
This is a messenger RNA of Megalops cyprinoides (Indo-Pacific tarpon), 3329 nucleotides long. RefSeq names its product segment polarity protein dishevelled homolog DVL-2-like. Gene Ontology annotation, molecular function: frizzled binding. Gene Ontology annotation, cellular component: cytosol. The coding region runs from base 337 to 2589 and encodes 750 amino acids. NCBI's taxonomy places the organism in Eukaryota, Metazoa, Chordata, Actinopteri, Elopiformes, Megalopidae. The transcript is spliced from 15 exons. Gene Ontology annotation, biological process: intracellular signal transduction; canonical Wnt signaling pathway. The record is from RefSeq and is a predicted model, not a curated record.